Messenger RNA from Magnusiomyces paraingens, 2361 nucleotides. RefSeq lists its product as uncharacterized. The coding region runs from base 1 to 2361 and encodes 786 amino acids. The transcript has a single exon. Gene Ontology annotation, molecular function: zinc ion binding; nucleic acid binding. The record is from RefSeq and is a predicted model, not a curated record. Lineage: Eukaryota; Fungi; Ascomycota; Dipodascomycetes; Dipodascales; Dipodascaceae.
AUGGUCCUCCCGAGGGACUCUGCUAGCACUACUACAAAUUCGCCGGUAAAACUUACAGGAUCUCGUGAUUCCCGUAGGUCUACAAUUAAUCCCAACGCCGCGCGGACCCAAACCAAUGGCCAGACUGAUCCUGUCGCAACUGAUGCAAUGGAACCCGCUAUUCUUGUACCUAAGUCACAGCUUGACCUGCUCACUAGUCAAAUAGUGAAUCUUGCUACAACUAUUGCUGAAAAGCAACAACAGCAGCAGCAGCAGCAGACUGUGGCAAACUCCAAGACUAAUCCCGCGGGCCGACGACAAAACACAGCUAGUCCUAGUCGUAGUGCCAAUUCUUCCACCAGCAAUAAUAACAAUAACCGUGCUAGAUCCUCAAGCUUUAAUCCAAACUCAAAUUCUUCUGGAUAUAGUAAUCGUUACAAUAACAAUCGCAAUGAUUCUUUUGCCAGCAAUCAUCAUCACCAUCAUCAUAAUAACUACAAUAACAACAACAAGCACACUCUUGUUCCCAGAGAAGACAUUGAAGAGCUCAUGAAGAGUCUUCCAAAGUACUCAGGCCAUGUUUCGGAAUCUUUUUCCUGGUGGUCUUCUCAAAUUGACUCUUUUAUCAAGACAUUUAAUCUUCGCAAUUCUGACAUUGAGUACUUUAUUCCCAGGCUUUUGUCUUCCCGAGCCUUUGAUCUAUAUAAAUCUAUUCAAAGAGCUAACCAGCAGGAGCAACAGGAAAAGAAUAAUACCUUGGACACUGAGCAGCAACAGCAACAGCAACAGCAACAGCAACAGCAACAGCAACAGCAACAGCAACAGCAACAGCAACAGCAACAGUCAGUACCUCAAAGAAAGCGCUACUAUCCAGUUCUUUGGAACACUGUUAAGCGCGAGCUUUAUAAGCUAGAUAACCCUGUUGCCCGCACCCUGUACCUCCACAAUCGCAUGUCACUUUUGCGUCCCACGCUUAUUGACCAGCUUGAGAAAAAUAGGCUUGCGUCCUCAUGCUAUCCUGCCACGUCAACAUCGUCGACACUUUCCACUUCUUCUGAACAGCCUAACUUCACUAUUGAUGGACCUGCCAUUGAAUUGAUCAUUACCCACUUCCGUCUCAUUGAAACUCAAAUGGAAUCACCUGCACCUUUGGCUGAGCGUCUUGUGUUGCUCUUCCAGGUCCUCCCAGAGUGUAAACCAUUUGUGCUUGAAAAAAUUAAUACUGUUUAUGGCGAAACAGCCACAAUGCCUUUUAAUACCAUUGACGAGGUCUGCGAUUUUAUUCUUAUUUAUAAAGAUGAAGUGGUCAAGAAGCAUUUGCAACAACAGACUUUUAAUAACAAUAACGACAAUAAUAAUAACAAUUCUAAUCAUCGCCAUCAUCAUCACCAUCACCAUAACAACUCUGCAUUCCCAAAGAUUAAACGCGGCGGUUCCACUUGGAAUAAUGAUAAUGAUCCCGACUCUGAUCCUGGACUUGGUAUCAAGUCGCGUAAAUACGUGCCAUCCGGCGGUAACUACAAUGACUACAACGCUGAUUCCGAUACAUCACACUAUCGCAGCAAGCAAACUCGUGUCUACAGUAACCCCAAAAUUGGCUCCAUAAGUGAUUAUGGCGCUGCAGACUCUGAUUCUGGAGCUGUGGCCCACAAUAAGCUCCGCCGCAGUAGCACAAAAGGCAAUAGCGGUGGUACUGUUUCCGGAGGUAGUCCUACCGAGGAGUUUGGUUCUGGGGCCGGUCCAACUGGAGCCUCAACCAAUGUGCCGCACCUUGCCCUGAGCAGUUGCUCAGAGGACGAUGGUGCUAGCCCAGAAGCAGACACUGGGCUGGGCUCAGUGUCUGCUGGAGGCGCACCUGCGAUUUGUAACUACUGUGGGCGUGCAGGCCACAAAGCCAACAAGUGCUUUAAGCGCAAGCGCGUGCGCCAGCGUGAGAAGUCCAAACAGGGUGAUGGCGAAGCUGAUGGCGAAGGUGAAGGAGAUGGAGAUAGAGAUGGCGAUGGAGACGUUGAUGGCGAUGGCGAUGGCGAUGGCGAUGGCGAUGGCGAUGGCGAUGGCGAUGGCGAUGGCGAUGGCGAUGGCGAUGGCGAUGGCGAUGGCGAUGGCGAUGGCGAUGGCGAUGGCGAUGGCGAUGGCGAUGGCGAUGGCGAUGGCGAUGGCGAUGGCUUUGGCGACGUUGAUGGGGACAGUGAUGUUUGUGUGAGCGGUUUCGGAGUAUCUGAGGUAACAACUGGUUCUACAGGCAUUUCGGGCCAGGCUCCAAACGGUGGAAGCGACGGUGAUACGUUGCAGAAGCUCCGCUCUGGACCUAAAGAUGAUUCUUGUACAUCUUCUACAGCUAGCACACCUCUUCAUGGAUCUCCAGCUUUGGCUCCAAACUAA